Messenger RNA from Hansenula anomala, 435 nucleotides. RefSeq names its product ribosome-associated Tef1p biogenesis chaperone CHP1 (gene CHP1). The transcript has a single exon. Bases 1 to 435 code for a protein of 144 amino acids. The record is from RefSeq and is a predicted model, not a curated record. Gene Ontology annotation, cellular component: cytoplasm. Lineage: Eukaryota; Fungi; Ascomycota; Saccharomycetes; Phaffomycetales; Wickerhamomycetaceae.
AUGUCCACUUUUAAUGCUGAAACUGCUGAGAAUUUAGAAGAUAUUGAAAAACAAUUCGCCGUCAAAGCUGUCCAUCAAGCUGAAACUUAUUGGAAUUUAUUAACCAAAAUUAAAGGUUCAAAAUUAAAAUUAACAAAAUAUGAUGAUGAUAUUUAUGAUUUAUUAGUGGAAAAAUUCCCUGAAUUUAAAGAUCCAGAAUAUGCACGUUCUAUAAAUGAAGAUGAAAUGAAAUCCAAGACUGGUAAAGAAAGAUGGAGAUUAUUUUGUGAAGAAUUUAAACAUAUUGAAGAUUAUAAUUUUGGUACUUUAUUAAGAACAAAGAGUGAUUCAGAAUAUGAUCAAGAAACUACAAUUUUCGUUGUUAGAAUCCAAUUUUAUGCUAUUGAGAUUGUUAGAAAUAGAGCUGGUCAAAAUGACUGGAUUUACGGUAAAUAA